This is a messenger RNA of Fulvia fulva, 2349 nucleotides long. RefSeq names its product General negative regulator of transcription subunit 4. Bases 1 to 2349 code for a protein of 782 amino acids. The record is from RefSeq and is a predicted model, not a curated record. The transcript has 2 exons. Gene Ontology annotation, molecular function: ubiquitin-protein transferase activity; metal ion binding; RNA binding. NCBI's taxonomy places the organism in Eukaryota, Fungi, Ascomycota, Dothideomycetes, Mycosphaerellales, Mycosphaerellaceae. Gene Ontology annotation, cellular component: CCR4-NOT complex. Gene Ontology annotation, biological process: protein ubiquitination.
AUGUCGAGACUACAGGAUCAGUUCAUCGACGACGACGAAGAGGAAACAUGUCCGCUGUGCGUGGAAGAGCUCGACCUUACAGACAAGGGCUUUCGACCGUGCCCCUGCGGAUACCAGAUAUGCCAGUUCUGCUAUCACAACGUCAAGAACAACAUGAAUGGCCUGUGUCCAGCAUGUCGACGGCCCUACAACGACAACGACAUCGAAUGGAAAGUUGUCACUCCCGAGGAAACCGCGGCGCACAAGGCUCGGCAAGCACAGAAACAGAAGAAGACCCAGGCCAUGUUGCAGAAAGAAAAACAGAAAGCCGAAGCGGAGAACCUCAGCCGGAAACACCUGGCUGGCAUGCGCGUGGUGCAGAAGAACCUCGUCUAUGUGACCGGACUCAGCCCUACGACUCAGGAGGAUCAGCUUUUGGCGACCUUACGCGGAGAGCAGUACUUUGGGCAAUACGGCAAGAUCAUCAAGAUUGUUGUCAGUAAAGCGCGAGAUACGUCCCAUCCCAACAGCGUGGGCGUAUAUGUAACAUACGAGCGCAAAGAAGACGCUGCGAGUUGCAUAGCGGCGGUCGAUGGUACCAAGAAUGGCGAUAGGACUCUUCGGGCUCAAUUUGGAACCACGAAAUACUGCUCUGCUUACUUGCGUGGAGAGACAUGUUCGAAUCGGAAUUGUAUGUUUCUACACGAACCAGGGGAGGCAAACGAAAGCUACUCCCGCGCGGAUCUGUCCUCACUCAACGCCGGAUCUUCACAGCAUGGUGGCGCUCGACCACCACCUCCGCAGUCGCAACAGCCUGUCUCGGCAGCACAGCCGAUGACGCGACAAGGAAGUGGUGACCAGCCUUUAGCGGAUGCACCUGACCGACCAGCUUUACCUUCGACGGCUAGCUGGGCAUCAAGACCGCAACCUCACUCUGGCCGAGCGGAGACCCAAUCGACAGGCACGACUGUAGAGAGCCCGCCGCCCGUUACCGCGACACCUGCACUACAAUCUGAGCAGCCCGCCGAGCCCGCAGAAUCAUCCCCUGCAGAUCAAGCGGAGCCAGAGUUCGCAGAAAUAUCGCCUCAGCCAGCAGCCGUCCAGCCUCGAAAGACGCAAAUUUCGCCUCUUGAACUGCUCCUCAGAAACUUCAAGAUUGACGAUUUCAAGUUGGUGUGGUCUACGAAUGGCAUCCCCCAGACCGAUCUGGACAUCAUCAGCAACUACCCACCUUUGUUUGAUCAAACCGGGGGAGCCAGGCGUCGGGUUAGAAAACAACGUGAGGAAGAACAGCGCCGAAUGGAGCAAGAAACGCAAGCAUAUCAGCAACCUCCUGCUGUCGAGCCAGACGACAACCCGGAAAUGAGUGGAAGUCUUCAGCUUGGCGGCGAACCAGAGGAACGACAGAAUGUGAAUCAGAUUCAGGGCGCAAUUCAACCUCCUGGCGAAGGCGGACUUGACCAGCGCUUCCAAUUCGGUGGCGGUGUUGCAAGCCCAGGCAUUAGUGACCGUGGCCUCACACCCCAACAGCAUCAACAAAUGCUCUUGCAGACGCUGAAGCCAAAUACCAUAGGCACAUAUUCCGGGACGCAGCAAUCCACCGCAUUUUCGGCACCACUUCAACAGCAAAGUUCUCAGCCACUUGGACACCAACGGAACGUCUCACGAUAUUCCUUCGCUAACGACUCUUCCUCGGCUUCUGCGGCUGUGAAGCCAGUAGCAAACCCCAAACUUAUGAAUCAACAAUCUUCGAUGAUGCCUCCGGCAGGUGGCAAUCACUUUAGCGCACAGCACCAGCAACCACACGGGCAGUUUUACAGCAGCAACGUAACCGGCCCUCCACCCGGCCUUAAGACGACUGGGACACCUCCUGUCAGCGGCAAUCUCACAUUUGGCCAAGGUCAUGGCUUCGCGACCGGAGGCAUUCAAUACAGCGCUGGCACUCCUCGCAACCAGCAAGACAACUACUACAGGGAGUUGAUGCGCGGUCGUGACGGCGCAGCCGGUGGCGUGGAUGCCAAGCGUGAGUUACACUCUUUUCCCAACUACAACAAUACCCACCCCAACGCGGCGUAUCCUCCUGCCCAGUCCAAUGCAUUCCCUGCCUCCCCCUAUCCGUCCCUUGGUGCUUAUGGUGAUGGUGAAAAACAGCGCAAGAAAAAGGGCAAGAAGCACCGUCACGCUAACACUUCUUCCUCAUCGGGAGGAGGUGUCGUCGACGUCGCAGACCCCAGCGCCAGUCAUCUGCUACAAGCACGGCUACACCAAGGUCCGAGUGGGCUCGGCGGGAACGCAUUCGCUGGUCAGUCGGGCGCUGCAAAUAACAUGUACUCGGUCAUGCACGGCGGCGGUUAUGGCGGACGUUGGUAG